CUGUCCUUUCUUAGGUUUUCAUGUGCUUUCUCUUAGCUACAAAUGGCACAAAAAGUGCCGUUUUAUCAAGAAAUUUUUUUCUGAAAUGGAGCUUGUUCGCAAAGUGGAUGCUGAAUCUGGCGCCUCCUUGUGUCAUUCCGGAGAAUCACCGUGUUGUAGCCGUAGCCAGCCAACAAACGACCUGCUGGGUAAACAACAGUGGAUGCCUCGGAAGGCAGGAAUGGGAACUUCGUACAGGGCAAAUAGUGAGACUUUUCUAUCUUGUUAAACGGGAUCAAAAUAUAUAGCUCCUCUCCAGCCUUCUGAAGGUCGGUUGGAUGCCGCGACGAACCAAAAUGGCUGAAUAUAUUCGAGUAUUUAAGAAGUAAAGUGGAGCUAGCCUUAGCUUAGCUCGCCGCUACGGAGGGCCCGCUGCCGUCGAUUUUGUCUCUCGGCUCUGCUCGGGACUGUUGUCAGUUUCACAAUCCCUGCUACAACCUCCCUCCGGUCGCGAUCUCAUCGUAGGCCUGUCCGGUUGCAGCUCGGGUUAUCAUCCAGAUAAGUGUCCAUUUGAAACGCUCGACUCCUAUUUUCUUCUCGAUUUAACCUCUCAUGUCACGAAAAGGACAGUGACACAUUUUAAAAUCAGGACUUAGACCCAGGUUUUGUGAAAUGCUGCGGACAAAAGCCUUGGAUUUAAUGUGAGUGUGUCUGGAGACAGCGCUGCUGCCACCAUGAAGAGUGAAGUGCCAUCUGAGGCCUCUAGCAGACAGGAGCAUCUGAAGGAGCCACUGGUGAACCCAGAGUCCAUGGACGGCGCUAAGAACUUCCCCAACAACAUGGAGGUUCUCGGAAAGGCGGCCAGCGACUUCGAGGCCCUUUGUGAAUCCAGGCACCGGCCCCUGAGGGACACGGGGACGCACAGAGACUCGGAGAGGAGCCUGGCAGGGCGGAGAAAAAGAAAAGGGCAGCAGGCGGGGCCGUCGGACUGUUCGCUGAAGGAGGACCACGUCAGUGAGAACUCGCUGGCUCCUCAGCGGGCCAGAGUAGAACUUUUGCCGCAUCCCAGUGAGGACGAGCAGAACAACGAGUCAUCCUUCAGUGACUGUGCCUCUUCCCCGUCGUCCAGCCUCCGGUUUGGAGACUCGGACACCCUUAGUUCAGAUGACGAGGGGGAAGCCGGAGCGACAGGGGGCCAACACAAGGCCCCUGCCCUACCACCUGGCGGAGGCGCCGCGGUCGGCCUGCGCCCCGGUCUGGGCCGAACUCGGAGUAGUCGCUCUCACAAGUGGGUCCGACCUGAGCCCGAGCCGGUGCUGCUGAAGCGGCCGUGCCUGAGCAGCCGGCGGCUGCCGCAUCGGAAGCGCUUUGUGAAGACGGCUCCCGGCGGAGGCCAGCGGACUCAGAAGCAGAAGGAGCGGCUUCUGCUGCAGAGGAAGAAACGGGAAGUGAUCGCACGGAGGAAAUACGCUCUGCUCCAUAGCACCAGUAGCUCCAGCAAAGAGCUCAGCAGCGACUCGUCCUCGGCGUCAUCGACCGAAGCAGAAGACGAGCUGUAUGUGGACGUCAGCAGCACCAGCAGCCAACCGAACAGUGCUACUGUAGCCACAGGCGCUCUGGAUGAGGAUGUGGUGGUGAUAGAGGCGUCUCCAGCUCCGGCAAACGCUGUUCCCGCCAGCGAGGAGAUCAACGUCACCUCGACGGACAGCGAAGUGGAGAUCGUCACCGUUGGAGACGGAUUUAGGUCACGCUCAGUCGGGGGUCUCAGUAGGAUUUGGGGCAGCAGUUGUGCCCAGAACCGCCUCCAGGAGCCGCGUGGACGUCACCGGCUCUCAACGGUCAUCCAGCCGCUGCGCCAGAACCCCGGGGAGGUGGUGGAUCUCACCGUCGACGAGGACGAUCUCUCAGUCGUACCAACAACCUCCGGCAGCAUUCACACUCAGACAGUAAGGUCGUCCUCGUCAUCGUCAUCCUCCCAUCACGCCUCUACCUCUGAGCUCAAUGACGCCCCGGGCCCUUCCACCAGCUGCGCAGGUUCAAUGCCUGAAAGUGUGCACACACAGAGAGCCAGUGGUUCUGCUCGCACAGCCGCAGAAGAUGACAACAGACCAGGCUUGUCUGGUACAGGAGGAGAAAACUCAGGCACAGCCAUGCCCAGACUCCCAUCCUGCUGCCAGCAGCACUCUCCGUGCAGCGGCCCCUCUCCUGGUCACAUGUCCCUCAACCACCCCCAUUCUAGCUGCUUGCAAGCGUCCUCCUCUCAGCAGACUGCCGGCUCUCAGCACAGCCACAGCAACACUCACCACUUUGUCCACCAUAUCCAUCACCCGGCACCACAGCCCCCGGGAACCUUACCCUUUCAGGAGCCGAGCUGCCCUGUGGAACGCCCCAGUGCUCUGCCUGCCCCCUGUGCUGGAGUUGGCAACAGCAGCAGCAGCAGCAAUGGAUCCCACUACCAUGACCAGCAAACCCUGCCAGUGGACCUGAGCAACAGCAGCGUUCGAGGCGGUGGCGCCGGGGGUGCUAGUUUCCAUGGCAGCACGUCAGCCUUUGACCCCUGCUGCCCAGGCUCCUCCUCCCGGCCCCCUGCUUAUGUUUCACAUGCCACCCCAGGGCCCAGUCAGCCAGCUGUGGUGGACUCAUUCAGCUCCUCCAUGGUGGCUCAGCCACAAACACAACCUCAGCCCUGCAGACAUUACAUGCACCAACCUUAUGGCUCUCUAACGCGAUCCCUGCAUCAUCAGCCCUCCUCCGCCUGCCCUCACUCCCACGGGACCCCCCAACUCACGCCGCAGCCUCCUCCACAGGGCGAAUUCCUCAUUCCCCACUCCUUUCAUACGCCACUGCCAUCCCACCCUGCAGGCCACUCGGUUCCUCCGGCGCCUCCACCUCCCCUCUCCGCCCACCACCUCCCCACUUCCACCGUGCCCCUGGCCCAGCACCUUCCACCGGACCACCAGACCCUGCAGCACCACAUGCCGCCUCUGGGGCCUUCGGUGCAGAGGAUGCAUCAGCACGAGAUGCUGCAGAGGAUGGAGGUCCAGAGGCGGAGGAUGAUGCAGCACCCCACGCGGGCGCAUGAGCGGCCACCUCCACACCCCCACAGGAUGCACCCCAACUACGGCCACGGACACCACAUCCACGUGCCACAGACCAUGUCUUCCCAUCCUCGCCAGCCUGAGCAGAGAACGACAUGGGAGCUUGGCAUCGAGGCUGGUGUACCAGUGGCUUCAUACACUUCAGGGCACCUGCACUCUCACCUGCCUCACUACCAUACUCCCCCGAGACUGCACCACUUCCCCAUCUCCUUAAUGCACACUACUGGCAUUUCUGAAGUGACCUACCCGCACAUUAGGUACAUCUCAUCGAGAAUGACAGGCUUUGGAAGAACCUACGAGGACCUGCUGCAUUUAGAGGAACGACUUGGGACUGUGAAUCGAGGAGCCUCUCAGGGAACCAUAGAGAGGUGCACCUACCCACACAAGUACAAGAAGAAGGUGUUGGAGAGAGACAUUGACCAACAGUUAACCCCUGAAGCUUGGGCAUCUAUUGGGAAAAAUAUGCACGCAACCCCAGAAUCGAGAAAGCUGCACGGCAAGCAAGAUGAAGAUGAGGGGGCUGAUGAAGACACGGAGGAGAAGUGCACCAUCUGCCUGUCGAUACUGGAGGAGGGGGAGGAUGUCAGGCGCCUGCCGUGCAUGCACCUCUUCCACCAGCUGUGUGUGGAUCAGUGGCUCCUCACCAAUAAGAAGUGCCCCAUCUGCAGAGUGGACAUUGAGGCGCAGCUGUCGGCCGAGAGUUGA
This is a messenger RNA of Poecilia latipinna (sailfin molly), 3782 nucleotides long. RefSeq names its product ring finger protein 111 (gene rnf111). The record is from RefSeq and is a predicted model, not a curated record. The transcript has 15 exons. Lineage: Eukaryota; Metazoa; Chordata; Actinopteri; Cyprinodontiformes; Poeciliidae. The coding region runs from base 714 to 3782 and encodes 1022 amino acids.